Plasmodium gallinaceum is the source of this 792-nucleotide messenger RNA. RefSeq names its product RNA methyltransferase, putative. The record is from RefSeq and is a predicted model, not a curated record. Lineage: Eukaryota; Apicomplexa; Aconoidasida; Haemosporida; Plasmodiidae. The transcript has a single exon. Gene Ontology annotation, molecular function: RNA binding; RNA methyltransferase activity. The coding region runs from base 1 to 792 and encodes 263 amino acids. Gene Ontology annotation, biological process: RNA processing.
AUGGAUGAAUUUAAUGAAAUUGAAGUUACAAAUGAAAAUAGUGACGUGUAUCAAAAUAAAGAUAUAAAUAAAAAUGAAGAAAUAAAUGGAAAGGAUGAAAUAAGUAAAGGAGAUAUAAGCAUAUACAAUAUGAAGAGUAAGGAAGUGUGUGAAAAUAUUAUGAUUAAAAAUAAUUGUGAUAAAAAAAUAAAUAUGUAUGUAGUAAUUUAUAACAUAAGCAAAAAAAAAAAUGUUGGAAGCAUAAUAAGAAGUUGUGUUGCUUUUAAUGUAAGUAAAAUAUUUAUUAUUGGAAGAAAAAAAAAAGAAAUAAACUUUUUUGGUAACAUGGGCACAUACCAAUACAUAAGUAUUGAGUACUUUGAUAAUAUAAUAGAAUUAAAAGAUUAUUUAAAAAAAAAUAAUAUUUUAUUAUAUGGUUGUGAAAUAACAAAUAACUCAAUUUCAGUUACAAAAAAGCCAUUUAUAAAAGAUACAGCUUUUUUAUUUGGAAAUGAAGGUACAGGAAUUGAAGAUAAAAUUUUAAAUUUAUGUGACAAAAUUAUUUAUAUUCCUCAAUAUGGAAAUGGGACAUCUUCUUUAAAUGUUUCAAUUUCAUGUUCUAUAAUUUUACAUAACUUUGCUAUUUGGGCUAAUUAUAAGGAAAUUGAAAUUGAAAAUAAAAAAUUUAUUAUUCAAAAAAAUAAAAACAAAUUAGAUAAUUAUUUACACCCAUCUGACGAUUUAUUAAAAGAAAUAAAUAAUAAAAGACUUAUGAGAUCUGAAAAGAAGAAAGAUUAUAAUUUCUUUGAAUGA